AUGCUGGGUUUGGAAGUUGGAAAGACCAACAUUAUAUUCAACGGUCAGUUGAAGCUCAGUCUUCAGACGGGUACCAAUGGCAACAAAACACUUUGGUUCGACGUUCCGGAGAACCAGGCAAACAUCACCAAUGUAAGCGCGGUCAUGGACGACGCGUACUACACGGCGGAGAUAAUUAUCGGCGCCAUCACCAUCGCCCUUUCAGUAAUCUGGCUCGGCGGCGUCAUCGGUAAGAGUAUAGCGUCCAGAGCAGCAACCAGAACAUUGAAGGAAGCUGGGGCAGUGGAAGCCACGGCCUCCGCUAGCGAGAUCAGGCUUGCCUUCCAGGAUAUCCUUAAAAGCCCACCAGCCAAGCGAGCUUUCAUUGGAGAGGCCGGCGCUGAUGCUCUGGAGAUGCUGAGCAAAGCUGUAAUCAACGUCAAAAGAGCCAAUAUGUGGGCUUCGGUCGCGAAAUGGAGUGGUACUUUGGCUGCACUUACUGGUCUUGCGGAUGGAACGCUGAUAACGCUUGGAGCUGUGCUUGAGCAGGCAGCCCAGCACAAAUGGGAGACAACGCCAGCCUUUGGAGGUUUUGCCAAUCGCACUAUCGCUCCAUACACGUUUGGCGGGUUGAAGACUUUCAAAGUCGAGACCGCUUCGCUUGCGGGGUCUCUGCAGAUUGGUUUCAAAGCAGCGGCAUAG
This is a messenger RNA of Fusarium redolens, 681 nucleotides long. RefSeq lists its product as uncharacterized. The transcript has a single exon. Lineage: Eukaryota; Fungi; Ascomycota; Sordariomycetes; Hypocreales; Nectriaceae. The record is from RefSeq and is a predicted model, not a curated record. The coding region runs from base 1 to 681 and encodes 226 amino acids.